Messenger RNA from Drosophila teissieri, 914 nucleotides. Its product is annotated as stromal cell-derived factor 2. Lineage: Eukaryota; Metazoa; Arthropoda; Insecta; Diptera; Drosophilidae. The record is from RefSeq and is a predicted model, not a curated record. The coding region runs from base 137 to 787 and encodes 216 amino acids. The transcript is spliced from 2 exons.
ACUGCCGUCUGGUCACACCUGUACUGUCAAUAAACCAAUUGUUUGCGUGUUCAACGCGGAUUUCAACCGUAAUUGCCGGCACACAUUGGCUGACUUAAGUCCAAGGGUUAGGAUAGUAUAACUAGAACGGGACACGAUGCAUCACGCAAUACUUCUCGCAGGACUUUCGUUGGUGGUCAGCAUUCCCAGCGGUGCCGCCACGGAAUCCAACGUGGUCACUUGUGGCUCCAUCCUGAAGCUCCUUAACUCGGACUACUCCUUCCGCCUGCACUCCCACGACGUGAAGUACGGAUCCGGAUCCGGGCAGCAGUCGGUGACGGGCGUGGAGCAGAAGGAGGACGUGAACAGCCAUUGGGUGAUAAAGGCGCAAACCGGCGAGCUGUGCGAAAGGGGCGAGCCCAUCUCCUGCGGAUCCACCGUGCGGCUGGAGCACCUGUCCACUAAGAAGAACCUGCACUCGCACCACUUUUCUUCGCCGCUUUCUGGGGAGCAGGAGGUGUCCGCCUACGGAACGGACGGACUCGGGGACACCGGCGACCAUUGGGAGGUGGUGUGCUCCAACGAGAACUGGAUGCGGAGCGCCCACGUGCGACUGCGCCACAUUGACACCGGCAUGUACCUAGGCAUGUCCGGCCGCUCUUACGGCAGACCAAUCUCCGGCCAAAUGGAAAUCGUUGGCGUCCACAAACCGCAGCACGGAACACGCUGGACCACGGCGGAGGGACUCUUUAUCGUGACCAAGGAAAAAAGCUCAACGCACGAGGAGUACGCCCACUCGGAGCUGUAGUGCGCUUACGGGUCUUGACUGCUGCAGCUUCGUACUACUAUUAGUUCUGUAAUUUAUAACUAAGUUGAAUUCUAAUUGAGGACCCAAACAGCAAACCAUCAAAUUAAAAUUAUUUAAACUCAGGGUA